Messenger RNA from Condylura cristata (star-nosed mole), 3695 nucleotides. RefSeq names its product glutaminyl-peptide cyclotransferase-like (gene QPCTL). Lineage: Eukaryota; Metazoa; Chordata; Mammalia; Eulipotyphla; Talpidae. The record is from RefSeq and is a predicted model, not a curated record. The coding region runs from base 112 to 1263 and encodes 383 amino acids. The transcript has 7 exons. Gene Ontology annotation, molecular function: zinc ion binding; glutaminyl-peptide cyclotransferase activity.
GGCUGCGCCGGGGCAGUAGCUCCUGGUGCUCACUGGCCGGCGACUCCGGGCGGGGCGGGCCCGGGCCCGAGCUCUCGCCGCGGUCCCCUGCCGGCCGGGGCUGAAGCUGCCAUGCGUCCCGGAGGCCGCGGGCGGCCCCGGCUACGGUCCGGGGAGCGCGGCCUCUUGGAGACGGUCUCACCGCCCAAGCGCCGCCUGCUGCCGCGGGCGCAGCUGUUACCCGUGCUGCUGCUGGCGCUGGCCAUGACCUCGGCCUUGUACACCAUUUGGAGCGCCUGGCACCGCGGGACGGAUGGGCUGCCGCCCGGCCGGGACCUGCGGACGCCGCUGGUCGCGAGCCUCACAGAAGCCCGGCUGCAGCAGGUGGUGGGGCAACUGGACCCGCGGCGUCUCUGGAACAUUUACCUGCGCCCCCUGCUGGUUGUACGGAAUCCGGGCAGCCCUGGCAAUCUUCAAGUGAGAAAGUUCCUGGAGGCCACGAUGCGGACCCUGACGGCAGGCUGGCAUGUGGAGCUGGACCCCUUCACAGCCUCAACGCCCCUGGGGCCACUGAACUUCGGUAACGUGGUGGCCACACUGGACCCGGGGGCUGCCCAUCACCUCACCCUUGCCUGCCAUUACGACUCCAAGUUCUUCCCAUCUGGGUCGGGCCCCUUUGUGGGGGCCACGGAUUCAGCUGUGCCUUGUGCCCUGCUACUGGAGCUGGCCCGGGCCCUCGACCUGGAGUUGAGCAGAGCCAAGGAGCAGGCAGCCCCCGUGACCCUGCAGCUUCUCUUCCUGGACGGUGAAGAGGCGCUGAAGGAGUGGGGACCCAAGGACUCCCUGUAUGGCUCCCGGCAUCUGGCCCAGCUCAUGGAGUCUUUGCCCCACAGUCCCGGCCCCACCAGGAUCCAGGCUAUCGAGCUCUUUAUGCUUCUUGAUCUCCUGGGGGCCCCCAAUCCGACCUUCUACAGUCACUUCCCUCGCACAGCCCGCUGGUUCCAUCGGCUGAGGAGCAUCGAGAAGCGCCUGCACAGGCUGAAGCUGCUACAGGCUCAUCCCCAGGAAGUGAUGUACUUCCUGCCCGGGGAGCCCAUUGGCUCUGUGGAAGACGACCACAUCCCCUUCCUCCGCAGAGGGGUUCCGGUGCUCCACCUCAUUGCCACGCCCUUCCCCUCUGUCUGGCACACGCCCCAGGACUCAGAGGCCAACCUCCACCCGCCCACGGUGCACAACCUGAGCCGCAUCCUCGCCGUGUUUCUGGCCGAGUACCUGGGCCUCUAGCCUGUCGGGCGGAGCUGCGGAGGCAGGCGCCUGGCCGACAGCGAGAAGCGGGGUGAAGCCCUGGGUUUGUCGCCGUACAUAGUGAAUUGUCCAGAGUGAGACAAAAGGUGGUGUUUCCCCAAAGUAUAUCCCCAUGGAGCCUUUCUAUGGGGAAGCACCUCAGAGAAGCGAGGUGCCUCAGAAGCUACUUUGGGAAGUGCUGCAUUUCGACAGGUGGCAUGUCUGUGUUCAGAACGGCAAGGCAGACCUGGACUCACCGCACACUGGCGACACCCAGCCAUCCUUGCCCUUGCAGCUGUGGAGUGUGCGAUGAUGGGUGUUAACUGCAAGUAUUUCCCAACCCUCCGUAUUCAGACUCAGUUGGGGGUGGGGGUGCUUAUUUUGAACAUGCAGACUCCCAGGCCCCACCCAGACCCACUGAAUCAGGAUGAGCAAAAGUCGGAGCACGCUGUCCUUGAGGAUGAGUUGGGUACAUGCAGAGCUGCUUAGGGAACUGAUGGGGGUGAGGGUGUAGAAAGCGGGGUCCUACCUGUGCUCUGGGCCUGCUGGUUGUGUGGCUGAUGACUUGGUUGGCAGCAGGGUGCCAGGCCAGGCUGGAGGGUUAUUAAGGAGUGAGGGUGAGCAUCAGCGUUCUAGGCCAGCUCAAAAGCUGCAGCCGCAGGAGGAUCACUGGCCGAGACUCGGUCUCAGGUGACAGGCUCCGCUGGAAAAGCUCCGUGGUUCACCCCCCACAGCUGCCGAGACUGUGUCCACACCAACUCGCUUGGCCUCUGCCUGCCCUUCCCCUGCUCCCCGAUCCUGAGUUAGGUCUAGUUUGGUUACAUUUUGCUGCGGGACUAAUGGAGUUGCUUAUAGAUUGCUCCCAGAUUCUCCCCUGCAGCUGGGCUGUGACGCCCUUUUCUACCUCUCCAAAAAUCAGCUGUGCUGGACCAAAAACAGCCUGAGACUGGCUGCAAGCAAGAGAGGGUUGGGGCGGGGUGGACAGCCUUGGAGGCCAGGAGAUCAGGGGGCUUGACAGGCAUCAACCACAGGUACAUGGGCACCCUGCACCCGGGGCUCCCAGAAAUAGCAAGACUCCUCUGUGGGAGAGGGAAGGCUGGGUGCUCAGCUCCACGCCCAGCCCUCAGGCCUCCCACGAACACGCUGGCUGGAGGCACCAGGUGCAGCUGAUGUGUAUUUCCACCUGAAGUUGGGGCCAGGAUUGUUCAUUCCAGGUCACAGAGGAGGCUGUGGUGCUGGGCAGUUUUCCUCAACUCCCCAAACUUGCCCCCACCCUCCCGUUCUGCAUGAUUGUGGGGUCACUAAGUGUAUCUGAUGGGCAAUGUCAAGUGACCUGGGUGUGACGAUUUGCACAUCAGUCUUUUGAGGAACUGUCUGUUCUCAGGGUUCGGAUGAGGUGAGCUCUAGGGAAGCCAGGCGCCAAAUCCCAUGUAGCUGGCACCUUCGGGGCACGUGGUAGGUGCCCACUUGGAGCUUGCUGGGCUUAGCGGUGCCAUUUUACCACUCUGGAAUUCACAACCAUCAUUUGUUUAAAUAUUACCUCUGCACCAUUCUCUUCUGAUUCUAGAAUUCCCAUUAAGUGUCUCAGACUUUUUCCGUUUCCGUAACUUUUGAUGUAUGUGGGGGGGGGUACCCCUGUACUACUUUUCAGACCUACUUUCUACUUCAGUGAAUCUUUACUUAUGUAUAAUUUGCUGCUUAGUUCAGCCAUGGAGUUUUCACUUCUGGUUACCAUGUGUGGGUUCUUCCGUAUCUGCUAGGCCACCUCUUAGUCCUGGCUUCCCUGCAGGUAUUUCCAAGUCUUGCAUUAAAACCUGUGACCAGUGACCUCACUAUCUGAUGCCUUCACUGGGGUCUGGCUCAGGCUGCUUUAUCCCCACCCGCUUGGGUACUACUUCUGGUCAUUAUCUGAAUGACUGUGGAGGGUUCUAGGCGCCGGCUCUCUCCGCCAGAUCUGACUUGUCUGUUUCUCCCAGACAGCCCAGCUAGAAGUGCACAGGUGAUAGAAACCCAGCUGAGACCUGAGGCAAGGGCCAGCCUGGGACCCCAAAUCCUCAGGUCUACUUUUCCCCUUCCCUCUGGCCUGGUGCUCCUUUCAGAAUUCAGAACAUUUCCUCGCAGUCCUCUGGGUCACCCUUACCUGAGCUGCGUUCAGUGGGAUGCCAGGUCCACGGGCGCCUCACCGUGGCAGGCUGUGGCCAUGACUUCGCCUGCUCGUCGCAGUAAGACUACAAACAGGAAACCCGAGUUGUCCACAUCAGCAAACACCCUCAGAGUAGAAACCGGCUUCAGGGUCCCAGGUACUUUCCCUUAAAUUUCUGGCUGAGUGUGUCCUGAACUGAGCUUGGAGGGGUCUGGUUCUGGGUACUUCAAGGCCACCUUUACCUGCCCAGCACUGGACUGCUAAAUAAAAACCAAGCUGUUUAAGCUGC